AUGGUUACUGCUAGAAUUGAUAGUUUUUCGGGUUCAUGGUACUCGGAUGAAGAGGAAGCUCUCUCCCAAGAAAUCACUCAGUACAUGGAGAAGGCAAAGCCUAUCAUUCAGAAUUAUGUGGGUAAGAAAGUAAAGGCUAUUAUUGCUCCUCAUGCAGGAUUUCGAUAUUCUGCUCCAACUGCUGCCCAUGGGUAUGGAUGUAUUCGGAAUGCCUCUAAUUUUGAUGCAAUCACCACAGUGUUUAUUUUGGGACCAUGCCAUCGAAUCUAUCUUGAUGAUCAAUGUGCCUUGUCCAGAUGUGACCAAUGUAACACACCACUUGGUGCUUUGAAAGUCAAUCAGAAAAUUCAAAAUGAAUUAUUGAAACAAUAUCCAAAUACUUUUAUUCAAUUCAAAGAUAAGAAAAACGAGGAGGACGAACACUCUCUUGAAUUGCAGUUCCCAUUCAUUUCUUAUUUAUUUAAGGGUCGCUUGAAUCAGAUUCAAAUUGUACCCAUCAUGGUUGGGAGCUUAUCAAAAGAGACGUUACAGCAAAUUGGAAAAGCAUUAUCGAGUUACUUUGACGAUGACUCUUCGCUCUUUGUCAUUUCGAGCGAUUUUUGUCACUGGGGAAAACGAUUUAGUUAUCAGUUCGUUGUAAACAGGGAUGUACCUCUUCACAAAUCUAUUGAACAAUUGGACAUGAUGGCUGUGGACCUUAUAACAAAGAGUUCAAAGCAACCUGAUGAGUUUUAUGCUUACAUGAAAAAGUAUAAGAACACAAUUUGUGGUAAACAUCCAAUAUUAAUCAUGCUCUAUGCCCUUCAAAAUAGUAAUAAUUGGAAAGAUGAUCACAACAUGUGCUUUUUGAAAUAUUCUCAGUCAAAUGCAGCCAAAUCUAUGGACGACAGCAGUGUGAGUUAUGUCUCGAUUGCUCUCAUGAAAUAG
Molecule: messenger RNA, 927 nt
Organism: Naegleria fowleri
Lineage: Eukaryota; Heterolobosea; Eutetramitea; Acrasida; Naegleriidae
Exons: 1
Coding region: 1-927 (308 amino acids)
Source: RefSeq, a predicted model, not a curated record